AUGGCGUGCGCGGGGCUGCUCACUGUGUGCCUGAUCCGGCAGCCCACGCCCCAGCCCCCACUGUCCCCCACGCCAGCCACUGGUUCCGCCGGACACGCGCUCUUCCAGGAUGUUUUCCGCAGAGCAGACAAGAAUGAUGAUGGUAAGCUCUCUUUUGAGGAAUUCCAGAAUUACUUUGCCGAUGGGGUUCUCAGCCCUGGGGAACUGCGGGAACUGUUCAGCGGCAUUGAUGGGCAUUCCACCGACAAUUUGGAAACGGAGAAACUGUGUGACUACUUCUCAGAACACCUGGGUGUCUACCGACCUGUGCUGGCUGCACUGGAGUCCCUGAACCGUGCAGUGCUCACUGCCAUGGACACCACCAAGCUGGAGUAUGAGCAGGCCUCCAAGGUGGACCAGUUUGUGACACGCUUCCUACUGCGGGAGACGGUGAGCCAGCUACAAGCCCUGCAGAGCUCGCUGGAGGGGGCGUCAGAUACCCUGGAGGCUCAGGCGCAGGCCCAGACCCGAGGGCCAUGGUCAGAUGAAGAGAGCGUGGAGGUGCAGAACAGGCCCCAUGGCAGCCGGCGGGCAGGGCGCAGGGCCUUGUGGAGCGUCAGUCGGUCACCCACCUGGUCUCCUGGCUUCUCUGACACAGGGCGGACUCCAGAGGCUGAGAUGCAGUGGCGGCUCCAGGUCAGCCGUCUCCAGGAGCUCAUCGACCAGCUUGAGUGCAAGGCCCCCCGGCUGGAACCCCUACAUGAAGAGGAGCCUACCCAGGGUCCCGACUCGCACAUCCUCGUGGCCCAGAGGCAGGUACAGGUGGCGGAAGAAGCCCUGCAGGACUUCCACCGUGCCCUAAGCUGCUACGUGGACUUCACGGGCGCCCAGAGCCAUUGCCUGCAUGUAUCUGCCCAGAAGAUGCUAGAAAAUGCCUCCUUUACCCUUUACGAGUUCUGGCAGGAUGAGGCUUCCUGGAGAAGGCACCAGCAGUCCACCUGCAGUAAGGCCUUCCAGCGCAUCCUCAUUGACCACCUGCGGGCUCCGGACACCCUCACCACAGUGUUCUUCCCAGCCUCCUGGUGGAUUAUGAAUAAUAACUGAGCCCGACCUGCAUUAGUCAAGGACCCUGGGGCCGUGCCUGCCUCCUCCUGGAGCUUCUGGACUGGUCAAUUCAGCACCAAGACCAAGGAUGCUGCUGCUCCUAGACCUGGAGCCUGGCUCUCAGAGGUCUCCCAGAACCAGCCGGUGGAGAGUCUCAGCCCAGGGGUCAGGGGCUGGGCUGCUUGCUUUCUGUUUCUUUAUCAGUGUAUUUUAUUGUUUGUAGCUUUGGUCUCUGAGGCACUCUGGCCUCUGCCUGGCUCUGGAGGCCUGGAUUCUGGUCCUCUCUGCCUCUGCCUUGCUGUAUGACCAAGGCAGAUCCCCUCCUUCUCUGGGUGGGCCUUGGGCUGUCUGGCUGCCUAGUGGGUUCCCUACUUUCUUCCUGCUGUCUUGAGGCCAAGUUCUGCUCUUCCUCAACCAGCAGUAGAACCAGGGCUGAUGCUCAGGGACCCCCCCAACCCUACCCCAAACCUCAACUCCUGAGGCUGGGCUGGAUCUCUCUGCAGUGUGGGGUAAGGACCUGGAUUCCCCCAUAACCCUCCAGCACCCUCCAUUGCACCACAGACAUCUGGAAAAUCCUGGGUUGGUUUGCAUGUCAUUUGCAUAUCAUUUGCAUGUUCAUGCCCACCCAUACUCAGGACACUGUGGGAAGCCCCAGGGUGACCUUGCCAAGUAGCAAAAGUUUGGGUCUAGAAUCACCUGCUGUCCUCAGAUACUUCUGAACCCCAGCCCACAACCCCAGCAGAGAGAGAAUAA
Messenger RNA from Molossus molossus (Pallas's mastiff bat), 1836 nucleotides. It is a transcript of the gene NECAB3, whose product is annotated as N-terminal EF-hand calcium binding protein 3. Gene Ontology annotation, cellular component: Golgi cis cisterna; cytoplasm; endoplasmic reticulum. Gene Ontology annotation, molecular function: calcium ion binding. The transcript has 13 exons. The coding region runs from base 1 to 1083 and encodes 360 amino acids. Lineage: Eukaryota; Metazoa; Chordata; Mammalia; Chiroptera; Molossidae. The record is from RefSeq and is a predicted model, not a curated record. Gene Ontology annotation, biological process: regulation of amyloid precursor protein biosynthetic process.